AAUCGUUUUUAGCUGGUGGCUAAAUCCACAUAACUCGUGUGCGUGAUAAUUGGCGUGAGUGAAUGUAUGUACAUGAGUGUCAAGCAACCAAUUCCUAACGCAAUUCCUAACGAUGCCUAAAGUUGUGAAAAAGAGCGGACCGGCCAGAGAUAAGACAAAAGAACGUCCUGUUCACCCAUAUAGUAGGAAGGCACUCCAGUUGAGCAAGCAAAGAACUCACGAAAAGAAGGUCGAGACGUCUAAGACUGCUCAAUUUGUAAAGUCGGAAAUACUAGCUGAAAAAUUGAGAUGGUUUCAGGUCAUUUAAUUUAAAUAAUUUAUAAAAAUAAUACAGAAUAGAGUCUGAGAUAAUCGAGUCCAUCUAUAGUCCAAAUAUAGUGUAGUAUAAGCUAUUCUCUAUACUUAGACUAUACUAUAUAUAUAUAUAUAUAUAUAUAAUAUAAAUAUAUGAUACAAUUAUUUGAAUUUUAUUUAUAGCUUAUACCUAUGCCUUUAAUUUAUAAUGCCUAUAUGACUAUAUGCUAUAAACUAGACUUAGACAUUGACACAUGUAGUUGUAGACAUAGCAGAUUAUAUAUACUAUAACAACUAGCACUUAGUAAAGUUAGACUUAGCAGGCGUAGUAUGCUAUAUAAAUUUAUCUUAUACUUCAUAUUCAUGUAAAUGUAAAAAAAAUAUAGGAUAGGCAUAGUGCCGCAUACGCCUAAUAAUUCAAUUUAAAAUCUGGGUGAUCAGAUUUGAAAAAAUUAAUUUACAAAUAUUUUAAAACUCCACAAUUUAUAGGAAACAUUUUUUUAAAAUAAUUUCAAAGAACCAUUCAUACAAAAAUAAAGAAUACAACAGUAUUGCCAUGUUCUGUUCUAUUUUUCAUUUCUUUUACUUUAAAAAAAUAAUAAUACAUUUUUGAUAUUUCAUUUUCAGGAUCGUCUUGAUGACAGACAUGUCUAUACAAAGCAAGAUAUGAUUGACCUGGUGACUGAGUACCGCGAUAGAUUUAAAGAAGAAUUGGAACAGAUUUGCAUUGUACAGAAUGUUGGGAAAAGACAACAGUCUAAACAGCAUGUUUCCCGUGAAGCAUCCAUUAAAAUGACCAUUGAAGAAGAAACAAAUCAGUUUGAAUCUUCAGGAAUAGAAGUACCAGAACUUAUAAACAAAAAACAUUUAGAAGAAUUUAAAAAGUGGAAUGGAGAAAUUAAAUUUAUCCAGAAUUUAAAACUGAGGAAAAUUUCAAGCAGUGAUGUAAGAAGACAAGUUGAUAAACUUUCUAAAGAGCAAGAUGAAGAGGAUGAAGUUGAAGAGGAUGCAGAAGCAACUUAAAUUUGAAAAAUUGUAAAUAAAAUUUCCAUACACAUUAGAUGGUAAUGGUAUUCCAAUAUUGUUUCUUCAGUGAUGAAAACUGCAGUAUACUUGCAAUUAGUUCUAUUUCUAUAUAAUUUAAUAUAAUAUAUUGCCAAUAAUAAAAAUUCAUACAAUUUGUUUUAAAUAUGAGUGCCGGUACCAUAUAUAUCAAGUGAAAUAAUCUAUUACCGGGUAAUAUUAUAAUAAUUCACGAGUUGAUCUGGUCUAUCCCUCAGGGAUGUAAAUAAUGAUAAUCAGGUGAAAUGUCAGUGACAUGUUU
Messenger RNA from Lymnaea stagnalis (great pond snail), 1618 nucleotides. The record is from the annotation of a GenBank genome assembly. Lineage: Eukaryota; Metazoa; Mollusca; Gastropoda; Lymnaeidae.